AUGACUAUCCCCUUCCCCAUGAUCGGCCCCGAGAGCUACGGCCUCUACACUCGCCGCGCUGCUCCUCGCAACGUCGCAGAGGACGCCCUCGCCAAGGAGCUCGAGUCCACUGAUGUCUCCCGCGGCCAAUUGGGCUCGCGCAGCUCCUCCGCUGCCACUAUGGCCACCACUUCCACCACCUCUUCAUCCUCCAGCUGGAGACAGAAGCUUUCUCAAAAGUACAAGAAGUUCCACUUCGCUUGA
Molecule: messenger RNA, 243 nt
Organism: Aspergillus brunneoviolaceus CBS 621.78
Lineage: Eukaryota; Fungi; Ascomycota; Eurotiomycetes; Eurotiales; Aspergillaceae
Exons: 2
Coding region: 1-243 (80 amino acids)
Source: RefSeq, a predicted model, not a curated record